Messenger RNA from Syzygium oleosum, 5841 nucleotides. RefSeq names its product lysine-specific demethylase JMJ17. The record is from RefSeq and is a predicted model, not a curated record. The coding region runs from base 253 to 5790 and encodes 1845 amino acids. Gene Ontology annotation, cellular component: nucleus. NCBI's taxonomy places the organism in Eukaryota, Viridiplantae, Streptophyta, Magnoliopsida, Myrtales, Myrtaceae. Gene Ontology annotation, molecular function: DNA binding; histone demethylase activity. Gene Ontology annotation, biological process: chromatin remodeling. The transcript has 33 exons.
GCUCCAACAACUGCUUCCCCCCUCCCCUCCCCCCCCCCCCGGCAAAAGCCAGAGGCUCUCUCCUUGGGCGAAAAGGUACGCUCGAAACCCUAGAAACUCGCUUCCGCUCGGUUUGAUUCCGCGCUCCAAUGGCUUCCUGAAUCGAAUUGCGGCGAUACGUGUUGCUGUUAGGUGUCGGGUUUGUGGCUGGUGCAUGUGUUGCUCGUUGCUGUGGUAGCCGCCAUUGAUGCGCGAGCCUCUGGUGUUUGUUAGAUGGGUAAAGGAAGGCCUAGGGCCGUGGAGAAAGGGGUCUUGAGGCAGACCCCCGGCGCGUCGCCGUCGCUGAAUGUGCUGCCCGGGCCGGUAUUCUGCCCGACCGAGGAGGAGUUUAGCGAUCCGUUGGAGUAUAUUGAUAAGAUCAGGCCGGAGGCGGAGCCGUAUGGGGUUUGUAAGAUCGUGCCGCCCAAGAGUUGGAAGCCGCCGUUCGCGCUAGACUUGGAUAAGUUCACGUUCCCGACGAAGACCCAGGCCAUUCAUCAGCUGCAGGCCCGGCCGGCCGCAUGCGACUCGGAGACGUUCGAGCUGGAGUACAGUAGGUUCUUGGAGGAGCAUUGUGGGAAGAAGUCGAAGAAGAGGGCGAGGGUGGUUUUCGAAGGGGCGGAUUUGGACCUGUGUAGGCUGUUCAAUGCUGUGAAGCGGUUCGGCGGGUAUGAUAAAGUCGUGAAGGAUAAGAAAUGGGGUGAUGUCUUCCGGUUCGUGAGGUCGGUGGGAAAGGUCUCCGAGUGUGCAAAGCAUGUGUUGUGUCAGUUUUAUCGCAAGCAUUUAUAUGAUUAUGAGGGUUAUUAUAAUCGUUUAAAUAGGAAGAAAGCCAAGAUUUGCAAGAGGAGAAUCCAGCCAGGGGGAAAGAGUGAAAAUGGGCCGGAGUGCUCGAGUUCAAAAAGGAGGCGGAGGAAUGAAGGUGCUGGGAAGGUUCAGCUUCGCCAGAUGAAGGAUGAGGUGGCGGAGGAACGGUACGAUCAGAUUUGUGAACAGUGCGAUAGUGGUUUGCAUGGAGAAGUGAUGCUUUUAUGCGAUAGAUGCAAUAAGGGUUGGCACAUUUACUGUCUUUCCCCGCCAUUGGAGCAGAUUCCACCAGGGAACUGGUAUUGCUUGGACUGCUCGAGUUCUAAUGAAGAUAAUUUUGGUUUUGUUCCGGGGAAGAAAUUUUCUAUGGAAGAUUUCAAGCGCAUUGCUGAUCGGGCCAAGAAGAAGUGGUUUGGGUCUGGCUCUGUUUCAAGGGUUCAAGUGGAGAAAAAGUUCUGGGAAAUUGUAGAGGGAUCAGUGGGUAAGGUCGAGGUGAUGUACGGUAGUGAUUUGGACACUUCUGUAUAUGGGAGUGGCUUCCCACGUGUAAAUGACGAGAGACCUGAUUCAGUUGAGUCCAAGGUAUGGGAUGAAUAUCGUGCUAGCCCAUGGAAUCUUAAUAACUUGCCCAAGUUGAAAGGCUCUAUGCUUCAUGCUGUUCGUAAUAGCAUUGCUGGUGUAAUGGUGCCCUGGCUGUAUGUUGGCAUGCUGUUCUCAUCCUUUUGCUGGCAUUUUGAAGAUCACUGCUUUUACUCAAUGAACUAUCUCCAUUGGGGAGAACCAAAAUGUUGGUACAGCGUUCCUGGUAGUGAAUCCCGUGCUUUUGAGAAGGUGAUGAGAGAGACUCUUCCUGACCUCUUUGAUGCUCAACCUGACCUUCUCUUUCAGCUUGUUACAAUGCUGAAUCCCUCCGUGCUGCAAGAAAAUGGCGUUCCAGUUUACAGUAUUCUCCAGGAGCCUGGCAACUUUGUAAUCACCUUCCCUAGAUCGUUCCAUGGUGGUUUCAAUUUUGGUCUAAAUUGUGCCGAGGCUGUAAAUUUUGCUCCUGCUGACUGGAUUCCGCAUGGUGGAUACAGUUCUGAGCUGUAUCGACUCUAUCGGAAACCUGCUGUCUUGUCUCACGAGGAGCUUCUUUGUGUUGUUGCCAAGAGUAAUUAUGAUAGAAAAGCGUCACCUUUUCUGAGGAAAGAAUUACUUAGAAUUUAUACAGAGGAGAAAGGUUGGAGGGAGCGACUCUGGAAAAAUGGCAUUGUAAAAUCAUCUCCAAUGCCACCACGGACACGUCCUGAAUGCGUGGGGACUGAGGAGGAUCCUAUGUGCAUUAUAUGUCAGCAAUAUCUUUAUCUUUCUGCAGUUGUUUGUGAUUGUAGGCCAUCUGCCUUUGUUUGUCUUGAGCACUGGCAACACAUCUGUGAAUGCAAACCCAGCAAACAUCGCCUCCUUUACCGUCAUACAUUAGCAGAGUUCAGUGACUUGCUGCUCACUGUCGAUAAAUACAAUGGUAAGGAGACUCAAAGGAGUAAGGUGCUUCAGCAAAGAUCUUGCUCCAGUGAAACAAGUGCUUUAGCGAAAAAGGUAAAAGGUGGCCAUGCUUCUUUGACUGAUCUUGCAGCGCAAUGGCUGUUGCAGUCAACCAGUGCUCUUAAAAGUCCUUUCUCUAAGGAUAUUUAUCGAAAACUGUUGAAAGAAGCCGAACAAUUUCUUUGGGCUGGUUCUGAAAUGGAUCCUGUACGUACCAUGGCAAAGAAGUUAGUCGAAGCGCAGAGGUGGGCAGAAGGUGUAAGAAGUUGUCUCGCAAAAAUUGAAAAACAUUCUUUGGGCUCUAGUAAUGCUGUGAAGAGGGCAGAUUUAGAAUAUGUCACUGAAUUGUUGAGUUUUGAUACCAUGCCCUGUAACGAGCCUGGACAUCUUAAAUUGAAGGAGUAUGCUGAAGAGGCAAAGAAGUUGGCCGGAGAGAUUGAAUCUACUCUUUCGUCGUCUUCAAAAAUAUUGGAGUUGGAAAACCUUUAUGAUAGAAGCUGUCGCUUAGGAAUCCUUGUCGAAGGAAAUGAGAAACUGGCGCAGAAAAUUUCUUCGAUGAAGGAGUGGAUUAAUCGUGUUCGAAUCUGCCUCUCGGAGAAAUGCACUGCUGCAAUUGAGAUUGACUCCCUAUAUAAGCUGAAAUCAGAGAUUAUGGAACUUCAAGUAUUGCUUCCGGAGACUGAAAUGCUACUGGAGCUAUUAGAAAAAACAGAAGCGUACCGAGAUCGAUGUGCUAAAAUUCUGAAAGGUCCCAUAUGUUUAGAGGGUAUUGAAUUGAUUCUUCAAGAAAUGGACAGUUUCACUGUCAAUUUCCCAGAGUUCGAGCUUCUAAGGCAAUAUCAUAUGCAAGCUAGUUCUUGGAUAUCCCGCUUAAACAGUGUCCAGGUGAACAUUCAUGAAAGAGUUGAUCAAGACAAUGUUGUAGAGGAGUUGACCAACAUACUAAAAGAUGCAGCAUCUCUGAAAAUUCGAGUUAGAGAAUUGCCUCCUAUUGAGCUUGAGUUGAAGAAGGCUUGUUGCAGGGCAAAGGCUCUACAGGCCCGUUCAGAUAAAAUGACCUUGAACUUUCUUCAGCAACUAUUGAUUGAAGCUGUCGGACUACAGAUUGCAGGCGAAAACUUGUUUGUAUAUAUUUCUGGGAUUGUUGAUGCUGCUACACUUUGGGAAGAAAGUGCAGUGCAGAUUCUAGCUCGUGAGGCUCAGCUGCCUGAAUAUGAGGAAAUUUUGAGGAGUUCGGAGGAAAUUCGUGUGAUUUUACCUUCUCUACCUCAGAUCAUCUCGACAAUCACAGUGUCUAAGUCUUGGUUGAAGAAUUCGGAACCAUUUUUGGGGUCUGCUCACAUGAAUAGAGGUUCUUCAAGUUUGUUGCUUGAAGUCGAUAAAUUAAAGGAGUUAGUUUCAGAAUCCAAACUACUUAAGAUAUCCCUGGAAGAGAAAAGAACACUUGAAACAAUGUUGGAGAAUUGCUUCCGAUGGGAGCACGAAGCUUGCUCCUUGCUGCAACAUGCAGACUACCUGUUUGAUUUUAGAAAUGUUGAUGAUGGAAAGCGGGAUAGUUUAACAUCAAAAAUUGAAGGCCUACUACUUUCGCUGGAUGCCACGAUCAAAGAUGGGCUCUCUCUUGGUUUUGACUUCAGUGAAACAAAAAAACUUCAAAAUGCACACUCGGCAUUGCAGUGGUGCAUUAAGGUCCUCCAGUUUAGCGCCAUAUCCCCAUCCGUUGAGGAAAUUGAGAGAUUGAUGGAGUUUGAGGAGCAAAUUCAUGUUACAUGUCCAUCUGGUGCUUUCUUAGGCAUGCUAAUUGAUGCGGUGAAGUGGAUGAAGAAAGCAUCAAAAGUGAUUCAUGCUCCAUCCAACUAUGAAAAGUACAGUUUAAGUGAUGCUGAAGAAACUCUUGCGGAAUGUCAGAUGAUCCCUCUUUCAUUUCCGGCGUUGGCUAGUCAACUUGCACAAACAAUUCAAGAUCAUAGGUUGUGGCAGGAAAAAGUAGAUCGAUUUUUAAGUUUGGAAAUUGGUCAACGUUCAUGGUCUCAACUAUUGCAGCUUAAGGAGAUGGCAAUGGCAGCUGCCUUCAACUGUCCUGAAAGGGAUAUUGUCUCGUUAGAGGUUGAAAAAGUUAACAAUUGGAGGCAACACUUCAAGGAGGCUGUGGGGAUAUCAAUUGGAGAUUCAACUUCCCUUGUUGAGGCCAUAAUGAAGAUCAAAAGUACUCUAGACAGGUCUUUGCAUUUACAUGACCAAUCAAGAGGCUGCAGAAUGGAAAAUCUAUGCAUGUGCUGCUCUGGUGAUUUGGAGGGCCAUGAAUUCCUGACUUGUUCAACAUGCAAGGACUGCUAUCAUCUGCAUUGCCUGGGACCGGCAGUUUUGGAUAGAAGUAUUUGUCAGAUGUCCAAAUGCAAUUUCUGUGAAUUUGUAGAGAGGGGUUUCGAUUUUAAAAAUAGUCAGAGUCAUUUGAGGUGUCAAGGAGAACGUCCCCAGUUAGAUAUACUGAGCAAACUUUUUGCAGAUGUUGAAGAUCUUUGUGUGUGGAUUGAAGAAAGAGAUCCAUUACAAAAACUUCUAGAGUGUGCUCUUGCAUGCAAAGUUUGUUUGAUGGAAAUUAUAGAUUCUGUGUCGGCUCCUUUGGGUGAAGAUCUCGGCAUUGUCGCUGGAAAACUGGCCACUGCUAUGAAGGCCAUAGAAGUGGCUGGUUUACAUGAUCGUGAAGGUAAUUUCAGCCUGGACCUUGCAUUGGAAAUACAUUCAUGGAGAGUUAGAGCCAGAAACUUAUUUCAGGGUUUGGAGAAGCCAACAGUCCAGCAGAUACAGAAUUUACUGAAAGAGGGACUUGUUGAAAACAUACCAAUUGAGGACUACUACCGGCAAAAACUGAUAGAAACGAAGGACAUCUGCUUACAGUGGGCUAAGAAUGCGAAGAAGGUUGCCGCUGAUUCUGGGGCUCUUGGCUUGGAUAAGGUUUUUGAAGUCAUCAUGCAGGGAGAAAACUUGCCUGUCUGUUUUGAGAAGGAACUAAAGCUUUUAAGAUCUCGCAGUAUGCUUUACUGCAUAUGUCGAAAGCCCUAUGGUCGAAGGCCAAUGAUUGCCUGUGAUCAAUGUGAUGAGUGGUACCACUUUGACUGUGUAAAAUUAUGUUCUCCACCAGACUUCUACAUCUGCCCUGCUUGUGAGCCUCAGACAGAGAAGUUCUUAGAAACAAAGCCCUCGCAUCAUGAAAUAUUGACAAGCACCAGAGUAAUGGAGCCUAAAACACCCUCCCCCCGGCACGCGUCGAAAAAUUGUGAAUCCAGUGUCGUGAAGAAUCCUUCAUCCCUUAAAAACCCGAAAGAAUCUUUGUGUCCCUAUGGGAUUGAACAGUUGUGGUGGCAUAGUCGGAAGCCUUUCCGAAGAACAGCUAGAAAACGCGUUAAACUGGACGGGCUCUGCUCUUAUUUUAACCUGCAGCAGUAACAUGAAAUUAGAUAGUCAUCAUCAAUCAUUUGAUUCAUUGGUUGAUUCUUA